AUGGAAGAGCUGCAAGAAAAAGAACCAGUAAAAGAUUCAGAAGAAUCAGAAAAAGAAACAAUGGAAAUAACAAAAAAAGUACUAACAGAAGUAAAAAAAGAAGCAGAUAAAGCAACAGAAAAAAAUGCAGAGAAAGAACCAAAAGCAAGGAUAUUGCCCUUAUCAAAGAACUUUGGCAACCUAUUCAAGCCUUUCACAGACCUUGAAAAAAAUAUUGAAAAAAUAUCUGAUGCUGGUUUCGAAGAUAUCAAAGUUAAAACUUCCAAAAGAUCUGUUAGCAUUAAAGAGGAAUUUGAAAAAGUAACUGCAAUUAUUGUUAAAACAAAUAAAAGCUUAAAGAAACCAAAAAUAUUAGAAAAACAAAAAACAUAA
This is a messenger RNA of Psylliodes chrysocephalus, 372 nucleotides long. NCBI's taxonomy places the organism in Eukaryota, Metazoa, Arthropoda, Insecta, Coleoptera, Chrysomelidae. The record is from the annotation of a GenBank genome assembly.